CCGUGCCAGGUCUGCAGCAGCAGCAGCAGAGGACAGAGGACAGAGGACAGAGACUGGAUGGAGACACCGUCCUCCACAGCGCUGCUGCUCCUUCUUCUUCUUCUUCACGCGACAUUGUGGACACGUGACACCUGAUCAAACAUUUCAUGUGUGUGCGUGUGUCUGUGUUCUGCGCGUGAAGACAAAGUGACAUCGUGAUUCUCGCGCCUCAGACACUUGUUAUUCAUUUUUUUGGAAGAAUUUUUAUUUUUUCUGGACAAAAAUGUUGUCGAUUUAAGUGAAAAGCGAAUGAUUUGAAAUCGCGUCGUCGUCGACGGCUGCUGCUGCUGUCGUUGUCUCGUGCCAUGGCUGCCAAACCACAGACGCACAGAGAACGAGACUCCGUGGAUUCGUCAUUAUUGCGGAUUUAAAUUUUUUUGACGCGUGCGCUCCCCGCGUGCGCGCCCGCCCUCCGAUUUAAACAAUUCUGUGUGAAAAUAAAGAAGAAGAAGAAGAAGAAGAAGAAGGAGAAGAAGAAGGAGGAGGAAAGUUUGUGUGUGUUUUGUUUUGGGAUAAUUGAGUGUGGUCGAUAAUCUAGACUAGCGCUGGGAUUAACAAUCAUUUAAACUGGAGCAUGGCUGGUGAGUGGGGCUGGAGACGCUGGCGCAGGCUCUCCACGGCUCCUCCAUGCUAGCUGAGGCGGGCGGCUCCGUUCCCCAUGGCUCUAUGAGGAGCAGCAGCGACAUCAACCGCGACAGCAGCAGCAGCAGCAGCAGCAACAACCCGGACUCGUCGAUCUUCUUCUCCAAGAUGGAAGACGUGGUCAUCCCGUUCUCGUCGGAGGUUCCCUGCGACAACAAUGGCCAGCGCAUGUGGUGGGCUUUCCUCGCCUCGUCCAUGGUGACGUUCUUCGGGGGUCUCUUCAUCAUCCUGCUGUGGAGGACACUCAAGUAUCUGUGGACUGUCUGCUGCCACUGCAACAUCAAGACCAAGGAGGCUCAGAAGGUGAUCAACCCCGCCAACAAUCAGGCAGCAGACAAGACGGCAAAGGGUCCUGAUGAGAAGGAGGAGGUUCCAGCCAGCGAGGUGGGAUGGAUGACUUCUGUCAAAGACUGGGCCGGCGUCAUGAUCUCGGCUCAGACGCUCACUGGCAGAGUUCUGGUGGUCUUAGUCUUUGCUCUCAGCAUCGGGGCCCUCGGAAUAUACUUCAUCGACUCCUCAGAUCCUAUAGAAUCCUGUCAGAACUUCUACAAAGAUUUCACGUUACAGAUCGACAUGGCCUUCAACGUAUUCUUCCUCCUCUACUUUGGCCUGCGGUUUAUAGCAGCCAACGAUAAGCUGUGGUUCUGGCUGGAGGUCAACUCUGUGGUCGACUUCUUCACCGUUCCUCCCGUGUUUGUGUCCGUCUACUUAAACAGAAGCUGGCUCGGUCUCAGGUUCUUGAGAGCGCUCAGAUUGAUACAGUUCUCGGAAAUCUUGCAGUUUCUGAAUAUCUUGAAAACAAGCAAUUCCAUAAAGCUGGUAAACCUGUGUUCCAUCUUCAUCAGCACAUGGCUCACAGCUGCUGGAUUCAUACAUUUGGUGGAAAACUCAGGGGAUCCUUGGGAAAACUUCCAAAAUUCCCAGUCCCUUUCCUACUGGGAGUGUGUGUACUUGCUGAUGGUGACCAUGUCCACAGUGGGAUACGGGGACGUCUAUGCAAAAACCACCCUGGGUCGACUCUUCAUGGUCUUCUUCAUCCUCGGCGGUUUGGCCAUGUUUGCUCGCUACGUGCCAGAAAUUGCUGCUCUCAUCCUUAAUCGGAAGAAAUACGGAGGGAGUUAUAACUCGACACGAGGCAGAAAGCAUAUUGUGGUCUGUGGUCAUAUUACCCUCGAAAGUGUCUCCAACUUCCUCAAAGACUUCCUACACAAGGACAGGGAUGAUGUCAAUGUAGAAAUUGUGUUUCUCCAUAAUAUUUCCCCUAAUCUUGAGCUGGAAGCCUUGUUCAAACGCCACUUUACACAAGUCGAGUUCUACCAGGGAUCUGUUCUCAACCCUCACGAUCUGGCCCGGGUGAAGAUCGAGUCAGCAGAUGCCUGUUUAAUCCUCGCCAAUAAAUACUGUGCAGAUCCUGACGCUGAAGACGCCUCCAACAUCAUGAGGGUCAUUUCGAUCAAGAACUACCAUCCCAAGAUCAGAAUAAUCACGCAGAUGCUCCAGUAUCACAACAAGGCCCAUCUGCUGAACAUUCCGAGCUGGAACUGGAAGGAGGGUGACGAUGCUAUCUGCCUGGCUGAGCUGAAGGCAGGCUUCAUUGCCCAGAGCUGCCUGGCUCAGGGCCUGUCCACCAUGCUGGCCAACCUCUUCUCCAUGAGGUCCUUCAUCGAGAUUGAGGAGGACACAUGGCAGAAGUAUUAUCUUGAAGGAGUGGCUAAUGAGAUGUACACAGAGUAUUUGUCCAGUGCCUUUGUGGGCCUCUCCUUCCCCACGAUCUGUGAGUUGUGCUAUGUGAAGCUGAAGCUGCUGCUCAUUGCCAUCGAGUACAAGUCUGAGCAGAGAGAGAGCAGAAGCCGAAAGCGCAUCCUCAUCAACCCCGGCAACCACGUCAAGAUGCAGGAGGGAACGCUGGGAUUCUUUAUCGCAAGCGACGCCAAAGAAGUCAAGAGAGCUUUUUACUACUGCAAAGCUUGUCACGAUGACAUCACAGACCCUAAGAGGAUCAAGAAGUGUGGCUGCAAAAGACUGAUUUAUUCCAAGAUGUCCGUCUACAAACGAAUGAAACUGGCAUGUUGUUUUGAUUGCGGCCGUUCAGAGCAAGACUGCUCUUGCAUGUCAGGCAGUGUACAUAGUAACAUGGACACCCUUCAGAGGGCCUACCCACUGUCCUCUGUCUCUGUUCAUGAUUGCGCAACCACUUUACGUGCCUCCAAAUAUAAGUAUAACGGAUAUGUCAGAUCACCAGCAGAUGGCGCUACAACACCAGGGAACAGUGGAAGUCAAAAAGAGGCCGGGGUUCGUUUCAAAGCUGAUUGCAAUUUAGUCGAGGACGAGCACCCGUCGGCGCUGUCGCCCAAGAAGAAGCAGCGCAACGGAGGGAUGCGGAACUCGCCCAACUGCUCGCCCAAGAUGAUGAGUCGACACGACCCACUUCUAAUUCCUGGGAACGAAAAUAUCGAGAACAUGGACAUGAACGUGAAGAGGUAUGAUUCGACAGGAAUGUUUCACUGGUGCCCGUCAAAGGACAUCGAAAAGGUCAUCCUGACUCGGAGUGAGGCGUCCAUGACGGUGCUGAGCGGCCAUGUGGUGGUCUGUAUAUUUGGGGAUGUCACGUCCGCUUUAGUGGGGCUGCGAAACCUGGUGAUGCCUUUAAGAGCCAGUAACUUCCAUUACCACGAGCUGAAGCCCAUAGUGUUUGUGGGCUCGCUGGACUAUCUGCGGAGAGAGUGGGAAACUUUACACAACUUUCCUAAGGUCUCCAUCUUACCCGGUACGCCAUUAAGUCGGGCAGAUUUAAGGGCUGUCAACAUCAACCUCUGUGACAUGUGUGUAAUACUGUCGGCCAAUCAGAACAAUAUCGAAGAUACCUCGCUGCAGGAUAAGGAAUGCAUCUUGGCAUCACUCAACAUCAAAUCUAUGCAGUUUGAUGACAGCAUCGGGGUCUUGCAGGCUAAUUCCCAAGGUUUCACGCCUCCUGGAAUGGACAGGUCAUCUCCAGACAGCAGUCCAGUACAUGGCUUCGUGCGCCAGGCGUCCGUCACCACCGGCUCCAACAUCCCCAUCAUCACAGAACUAGUGAACGACUCAAACGUUCAGUUCCUGGACCAAGACGAUGAUGACGAUCCGGACACAGAGCUGUACCUCACUCAACCCUUUGCCUGUGGCACCGCCUUCGCUGUCAGUGUCCUCGACUCAUUGAUGAGUGCGACGUAUUUCAACGACAACAUUCUCACACUGAUUCGGACGCUGGUCACAGGAGGAGCCACGCCAGAGCUGGAGGCUCUGCUGGCGGAGGAGAACGCGCUGAGAGGAGGUUACAGUACACCGCAGACACUGGCCAACAGAGACAGGUGUCGUGUGGCACAGCUCGCCCUCUACGAUGGGCCUUUCGCUGACUUGGGGGAUGGCGGCUGCUACGGGGACUUAUUCUGUAAAGCUCUGAAGACGUACAACAUGUUGUGCUUUGGAAUCUACAGAUUAAGAGAUGCUCAUCUCAGUUCUCCGAGCCAGUGUACAAAACGAUAUGUGAUCACAAACCCACCGUACGAGUUCGAGCUGGUGCCCACAGACCUGAUCUUCUGCCUCAUGCAGUUUGACCACAACGCAGGCCAAUCGCGGACAAGCCUGUCCCACUCUUCCCACUCCUCCCAUUCCUCCAGCAAAAAGAGCUCCUCCGUCCACUCCAUCCCGCCCUCCAACCGGCAGAACCGCAGCAGUAAGACCCGGGAGGCCCGUGAUAAACACAAUGCAACAAGGAUGAAUAGAAUGGGCCAAGAAAAGAAAUGGUUUACAGAUGAACCAGAAAAUGCCUAUCCACGGAACAUUCAGAUCAAGCCCAUGAGCACUCACAUGGCCAACCAAGUCAACCAAUACAAAUCCACCAGUAGUUUGAUUCCCCCAAUCAGAGAAGUUGAGGACGAAUGCUGAGCACGUUUGACACCUCACCAGCAGGGGAGGGACAACGAUGAUGAUGAUGAUGAUGAUGGUGAAGAUCUAGAUUUCUCUUCUUCUACACGGGUUUGGCAGGAACCCAGGGACUGGACGGGACUGUUCUUAUGUGUAUACCUUUAAUGUUAACUUCCAUUCUCUUGGACAUUGUUUUAUGUAUUAAUGUAUCCAUAGAGAUGUACAUAAUGACAAUCAAAAUAAGGAUUGUACAGCCCCCCUCUUAGCACUUUUUUGGAAUUAUUUUAAGAGUUGAGAGAAGAAGACGAAGAAGACAAAAAAGAAGAAAAAAAGUACUUCCUGUAAUUCUUUGCAAUAGUUUAACAUCUUCUCUUCGUGUGACCGGACUCCAUGUUCUAUGACGCCGGAUCGCUGGUUGUUGGAGGAGGAGGGUUGAAGGGUCAGGAGAACCUGAUCAUAUCAUCUUCCCAAAGAUCUGCCCGGAUGUCCGCGUGGCUGGGCUCCAUCAACGUCAUACGCUCUGCUUCUGUUCUAUUUGCACUAAAACUGAGAGAAAAAAAAAGAGAAGUUUCUUUUGAUGGAACUGAAACCAUCCAAUCCUCCCCCUCCAGAAGAAAGUGUCCCAGAAGGAAGGAAGGAAAGGAAGGAAGGAAGGAAGGAAGGGUUGCUUGGCCUCUGAGGAAAUCUCGUACUUAGUUUUGUUCUACAUCACGUCAUUGCUUUAAAGGUUUGCUACUUCACCGUCGACUCGUGACAGAGCAUUCCAGUCCUGCAGACACAACCUUCUUGCAAAACAGUAGUCUCCAAAAAAAUAAAUAUAUAUAUAUAAAAAGAAGAAGAAGAAAAAAAAACACUCAGAGAAUGGUGCAGUAGGUGAUGUAUGCUAGCUGAGAGAGAGGAACCUACCCACAUGUCUUCUGCUGAUACGUGAGAUCAUAAAAAAAGCCUGUGACUCAAGUUUCGAGCUCCCACCGCAUGGUACGUGUGUCUGAACCCCCUCCAAAACGAGAGGAAAACAACCCGCUCUGUCCAUCACGGGUUCAGGAAGUGUUUGUGUGUACACUGUGUAUGUGUUGGCAUCGCAGCUACUGAGCCGUCUGGUGUUGUACUGCUACCCAAACCCACCCAACAAUAGGCUUUCAUGUGACGAUGCGACCCUUCGACGGAGAAGCAGGAAGGAUCUUAGCUAUUGUCGGAGAAUCCACACGAACUAACAAAACAAAAAUACUAAAAUCAAACGCCAGAAAAAAACCCAACUAUGUUUGAGCAAACGCGAAAUGCAGCCGCUUCCCCCAAACAGAUGUUAUCAUUUCCCUUGCGAAGGGAAGAAAUGCCACAUAUUGCGUAAAAGUGGGCGUCGACGGGUCGUCCUUUGAUCGGAGAAACUGCCUGGCACGGGUUGGCACAGAGGCAGGAAAAGAGCUUGGAUGUUCUCUGCUGCCAAUCCAGAUGUCACACACACAUACACACCUUCGCGGAAACUCUUUUCCGAAGUUAAAGCUGCUUUUGUUCGUGGGGGAAAAAAUGCUCAAACAUGGUUGGGUGGAAAACGCGACAAACGGCUGAAGCCUGUGUUCUCGGCCGUUGUUGCGAGGAAAAAGGAGUGAGGUGGUGGCCUCAAACAAAAAAGUGUCGUUAAAAAAAAAUACACAUUCUAACAUAUUUAUUUUCUAUCCGCACACAUAAUCAAAGUGUAAUCAUUUUUCUAGACAAAACUGAAAAAAUACCAUAGUAUAUAGUAGAAUAAUCUUCAAUAACAAUCACAUAUCAAGAGAUUUUUGUCGUCGUUUGUUUUACGUCAAACAAAAGUAGGAAUUUAUUUUUUAAACGCCGCCCAUUCUCAAAAGGUCCAGAAUGCAACACCUGAGCACAAACGUUGAGCUAAAACACACGUGAAUGUGACAGCUAAUGCCUGUUCUAGCAGGUUCGCCAUUGACGUAGCAUUUUCUAUCGCAGAUAUGUCACGUAAAUAUUAACUCAAGCUUAGGGCUUAUGUACUACUUUCAGUCAUCUUGUUUUUACUACUACCACGAUUGAACCGGGUGGCACGCGAGGCUCCUAUUAUUGUUUUCUGUUGCGUUGUACAUAUGCAGGACAGUCUGUCGCGACCAACAGCUUGAACGAAGUCACCAGCAAAAAGUCGCCCGUUUCGGUUGGACGAAAAUCGAGGGAUUUACUCGUGUGAAAGUUCGUCACUUGCAUGAAUUUCUGGAGUUCAAAUAUUUCGCUUGAGCAACAGAAACUAAAUUUAAAUUUUGUGUCCUUGCAGGGUUUUCAUCAUGGGUCUUUGGUUUGUUUUUGUAUGUCACCUGACUGCGCAAAAAAUAGAGCGGUUAGAUUUAAGAGGUUCAAAGUACUUUCUGCUCGUUAAUCACAUUCAAGCAGAACUUGUGGAAUCGUGAAUUAUACGUACAAAAUGGCUAGUCGUGGAUAGAACAACCUGAAAAUGUGGACUUAAAUGAUCUUAAUGUGAUGCAGGAGUAUUAGAAUCUGUUGUCUCGUGAUUUUGAUACAGGCUUUAGUGUUUACGACAAACAAAACAGUUAAUAUGCAUAAUUAAUCUUUGUUUUCAGGCAAAAAUGUUGCAUUUUGGACCUUUUAAUAAACCGUAUCACUCUGGAGCAAAUGAAGCUCAGACUCGAUCGCUGUGUGAAACCUUCAUCUUCAGCCGCUGGCAGCUUGGUUCUGUUGAGUGCUCAUAUUUUAUGGCCACGUUUACACUGCCAGGUCUCGAUGCCCAAUUCCUGUAUCUUUGAAAAGUGACCCAUAUCUGAUAUCUACAUUUAAACUGGUUAACACUUUGGUGAGACAAACUACAGCAGGUGGACUUGGUUACUCACCUGUAAAUAUAUAUGGUAGUGAACUGCAGCGUUAAAAUGAAAUGAAUACCAAAGAAAUAAUAAUAAUACAAGCUCUCUUUACAGGUCACCGAAAUUUAGCUUGAAAACCUUGUCCUCCAGACUCCCUCUUUCCAGUGAAAGUAGUUGUCAACACUGGUGCAUUUGGGUGGGAAUAUCCAACUAUUGUAGAUAGUAGACACAAAUGCACAAAUCUGAUUUAGCAAGAAAUACGAAUUAGGCUUCAAUUCAAUUUUAUUAAGUCAACAUCACCGAGAGCAGAGAGACCCAACAAAACUCACUUUAAACUUUAAGGAAGGUAAAAGAAAUGCGGCCAUCUGCCAAGACAGGUUGUGGUGAAAGGAAAAAUAGAAAUACCAGGAGUUUGUUUCCUGCUAAAACUUUCAGGUCUAUUCUGAUUCACCGCGCAGUGUAAACGCAGCCGUAGCAACGCAUUAAAACUCAUGUGAAGACACAGAUGAGACGCGUCCACUGAAUCUGUCCAAUGCUACAGAUCCCAUCAGCACAGUAAAAAUAUCAUAAAUGAAUAAAAGGUUUAUAGGAUCGUUCCCAAGCUGUUCGACCUAAGUUAGGUCCCAACUUCUGUUUUCCACAAAAAUAUCAAAGACAAGUUAGUUCUUUGUAAAAAAAAAAGAAAGAAAGAACAAAAAACAGUUUGGAUUAUGAAAAAAUAAGAUAAUAUUGUAGUAAAUAUGUUUGUGUAAAUUCAAACACUCUACUGAGGCCUAAGCGUCGUCCGUCCUGACGUGAACUUGACCCGUGGUUACGUCGUCGUCACCGUCAUCGUCGUCACAAACUCGUAGCAAAUAGGUUUAAUUUUCAGAGAAUAACGUGAGUUCAAAAUUUGUGUAUAAUCUGGAUUUUUAACAGCUAUAACUCUUGCUGUAGCCUGAAGAAUAAGGGACUAUUAUUAUUAAUAAUAAUAAAAAUAAAUAUGACUCAUUACACAAAGAAAAAGAAGAAAAUAAAUGUGUUUCAUGAUUCUCGGGAAAGGGAACGGGUAAAAAAUGGAUCUGGGAUUUUGUCAGCACCAAGUUUAUUAUAAAAAAAAAAAAAUAGAGGAGAUCCUUAAAUUUACUGCAUUUCUUUUUGUUUUUAAAUUUGUGUUAUUACGUGGUUUACAUUCCAUUUUGUCGCAAUCUGUCACAACUGCUUCUUAUUUGUUUACAGAUUAUUUCUUCUUUUUUUGACUGGCAUUAACACAAACUAAGUAAUUUAAUUAUUAUUUUUCUUUACACAUGAUUACUGUAUCUGUUUAUUUGUGUCUGACUCAAACAUCUCUGCUUCCCACCAGGCCUGAACGAUUUGAACAAAAUUGCGAUAAUUCAGAUUUUUUAAAAUUGUGGUUCAGUUCACUGUGUAAUAGCUUUUUAAUUAAGGAUGCAUGAUAAUAUCGGGGGGUGGACAAUAACAGCAAAAAAAUAUAUAUUUUUAAUUAUUCCAAUAAUCUACUACUUUAAUACAACAAAACUAAGCGAAAUAUUGCGAUAUUCUACUGCAAGGAUUAAAAUUUAAAGAUAUUAACUGUUUUCCGACAUGUAUGAGUCAUACUUUAAAUAAUUUUUUAUUUUAAGAAAGAAGAAUCAUUGAAAACGCAAGAAAAAUUGAAUGGUAGUAUUUGCCGUUAAAGUUUGCUACUAGCAUUGUUUUGAAGCUGUAGUGUGUACUUUAAAAGAAAAAAUAUAAGUAAAUGUUGAAUCAUUGUAAAACAGGAAGCGUAACAGCAACAUUGAGCUAGCAAAAAAUGACUAAACACUCAAAGAACUUGAUGGCUCUAAAACUCGGUAAAGCUGAUAGUUUUGCAUGACGGAGUGUGUUUUCAGAUGGUUUUACAAAGUUACGCACUGCAGCUUUAACAAAAACUAAAAGAUAUUAACGUUUCUAUUCAGCCUUAUGUCCUACAUUUGUCUCUUAAUUGUCUGUAUUUGAUGUUCCGGUCUUUGUUUUAUAUCGUAAACCUCUUUAAAAAUAAGGAGUGUUUUCUGUUUAGUUUUUUUUAAAGUGCCAUGAAAACUUCAUGAAAAUCCUUCAUCCUUCAGUCAUUCAAGUUGACGCCGAGUCAACCACUGUGAGAAAAACAACACAAACACAAACAUCUUCUCUUGUGUCUUGUACUGAUGUGGAGAACAUCCAAGCCUUCAGUGCCUCCACGUCAGUACAGAGCCAGGCAGUGUAGUCGCAGGACGACCCAGAUUAAGACCCACUAGAGCGAAAAGUGGCAUUCAAGUUACGACACUUACUGUACGUACGUGUUUAUUUAUUUACUUUACGUCUUUUGUGUUUGCGUGUGAUCAGAUUAUCAGAUUAUGGAUGACUGAAAGAUGACAUCACAUGUUUUGUCCACCGAACAAAUCUAAUCUAUUGUUUUUCUUUUGCAGAUAUAAUAACUUAUUAUUAAUAUAUGGGAAUUGUAUCAGAUUAUAAUAGAAUAUAUAAUAUUUAUGGGGUGGGAUUGCGGGUCUCAAGUCUUAAUAAUACAUUAAACUUGCAUUCAGCAAUUUUUUUUCUUAUUUUUUUGUUUUGCUGAAUGAAUUCAGGACAUUUUGCUCUUGCGUAUCACAGAUGGGAUUUGUUGGUUUUGGACAUGUUCUAGGUACGACGGGGAAAAAAAAAAAAAAAAAAUCAUGGAUUAUUUGAUGGUGCUGAGAUGAUCUACCUGACUCUGUCAAAUAUAAUCUGCUGAUAAAUAAUAUACUGUCUUGUACAAAAAGUUUGUACAUAGGUUGUACAUGGUUUCUUUUUGUAUUUUCUCAAAUUAAAAAUGGAUGUAUUUGUGUUCUAAAAUUC
This is a messenger RNA of Solea senegalensis (Senegalese sole), 10229 nucleotides long. RefSeq names its product calcium-activated potassium channel subunit alpha-1. Gene Ontology annotation, molecular function: large conductance calcium-activated potassium channel activity. Gene Ontology annotation, biological process: potassium ion transport; transmembrane transport. The transcript is spliced from 34 exons. NCBI's taxonomy places the organism in Eukaryota, Metazoa, Chordata, Actinopteri, Pleuronectiformes, Soleidae. Bases 667 to 4605 code for a protein of 1312 amino acids. The record is from RefSeq and is a predicted model, not a curated record. Gene Ontology annotation, cellular component: postsynaptic membrane.